AUGGAUAUUAAGAAGCAUUUGUCUUCCAGUUUGAAUCAUUUGUGGCUGAUGAUCGACGAAAAUUCUUCUGAUCUCCUGGAUAUAUUUAUCAGUUUUUGGAUUCUUUGGUCAAUCCGUGGCAUGUUAUCAUCGUACACUACUGAUAAUAAUGAGCAUGUCCAUCAUAAAGAGUUAAGUGAUUAUCUUAUUCAAUCAAUGAUUCUUAAGUUCACGUUCAGUGAUACUGCUGAUGAAAUAUCUAGUUUCCAAAAAGCUUUAUCUUCUCCUGGUUGGAUUCAGUGUUCAAUUAGUUGUUUUAAACAAGCUAACUGCAUACUUUUAGAUUCAUUGAGUUCAACUUCUUCUUUGAAUACUUUCAGCCACUGCAAUAUUACAGAUCUUUAUAUUCAAAAUAUACUUACACAUGUUAUUGAACCUAUUCAUGAUCAUCUUGAUUUAUUGAUCAAUCACAUUAGAUCUCAGGAAGUAGAUCUUGAAAAUAACAACAGUUUUGCAUCAUUUCGAGAUUCAAUGUUGAUGCUCUAUUUGAACAUGACGGUUCAUUUACCCUCAGAAUUUCUAACUGACCAGUUGUUGAGUAAAGUGAUUCCAUUUGCUUUGUUCGCGGUCACAUCAUCUUCUAAUAUUCGAACUCAACUCGCUGGAUUGCACUUUAUAUCAAUCAUCAAUAAAAAUCCAAUGCGAAAUUUGGAAUUAUGCAAUUUAAUCUCAGACAGUCAAGCUGAAGAUCUAUUUGGUAGAUUGCCAAAGUUAAUUGAAGCAUCUAAAAGUGAUGAGGAGGUAACCAAUUACGACAGGAAGAAUGUUCUCAAUACAUUGACGUUUAUUCGUCUAACAAUUGCACAGUGCUUACUUAGUCUUAUAAAAUUGCCUCUACAGAUAAUCAAUCGCCAUCGUGACAUAACUAUCUUACCCUUACUUGAUCAACUUGUUGAUGAUCCUAACAGAUUUGUACGUAUAGAAGCUGUUCGAGCACGUAAUUUAUGGCUUAUAUGACACAGUCAGUAAGAGGAGGAUAGCAAAUAGCAAAAACAGUUGUUAAGACAAUAAUUUCAUGGUUCAAUCGUGAUGAAUGCUUUGAUGAACACUUUUAUACAAAUAUCAUUCUCUAUGUGUGUAUUUGUAAUCAAUCUUUCAUAUGCUCUCGC
Heterobilharzia americana is the source of this 1148-nucleotide messenger RNA. Lineage: Eukaryota; Metazoa; Platyhelminthes; Trematoda; Strigeidida; Schistosomatidae. The record is from the annotation of a GenBank genome assembly.